Messenger RNA from Vollenhovia emeryi, 2664 nucleotides. It is a transcript of the gene Mgat1, whose product is annotated as alpha-1,3-mannosyl-glycoprotein 2-beta-N-acetylglucosaminyltransferase. Gene Ontology annotation, cellular component: Golgi apparatus. Bases 687 to 2168 code for a protein of 493 amino acids. Lineage: Eukaryota; Metazoa; Arthropoda; Insecta; Hymenoptera; Formicidae. Gene Ontology annotation, biological process: protein N-linked glycosylation. The record is from RefSeq and is a predicted model, not a curated record. Gene Ontology annotation, molecular function: alpha-1,3-mannosylglycoprotein 2-beta-N-acetylglucosaminyltransferase activity. The transcript is spliced from 12 exons.
AUUGUCUCUCUCGGCGGAUUGGCCGAGUCGACGAGCGACGAGCGCUACCGCGCUAACAACUACAGCAGAGCCACCGCGGUCCUCGCUCGCAAGGUAAGGAUCAUCCGCGUACACCGAACUGACAGCUGUCGCGGACAACGUGAGCCACCCCCGUCUCCCGAGGCCCGCUGUUAGGUUCUUCCGGUUCCUCUCCUCUUCCCAGGCUCGCCUCUCGGACGGACCGUCGCGAGGCGAAUCUCACGCGGGUCGACGGGCGACGAACGGAGCUCGAGUUCGGUCCGCGUGGAGGCCUUCACCGUCGUUUCCCGUGUCACAAUGCGCGCCUCGCGCACCGUCGUCCUCGCCGUCGACCGUCGCUGAGGUCGCACGCCGCGCCGUUCGCGCCGUGGUAGCGCAGCCCCGCGGUCCCCCGCGCUAUGUGAAUGAUCGCCAGGAUCGCUCGUCGCUCUUCCAUAUGACUCGCAAUCGCGAGGCUCCUCGGAUUGCGGAUAUGAACGCGCCGCCCAGGCAACGAUACCUGGACGACAAAUUUAGGGACCCAUGCGUAGUAAAUAUGCACUGACGCGCGUCGCGACGUGUGGAAACCCCGUUAGUAUCCGCUCGCUCUGUUCACCGUGGCACCGCGUACCCGCUCCGUCUGCAGCGAUGCUCUUCAUGUUGCAGCUAAGGUGACGCUUGGUCCUGUCAUGCGGAAUAGAUCGGUCAGCAUUGUCUUUGGCUCCCUCAUCUUGUGGGCUGUGGCUACGUACUUUUUAUUUUUGGACCAACAGUCGGUCGGCAAAGAUCAGGACAAGGACAAGGACAAGCUGUCGAAUCAAAUUAGCAAAUUGGAGAAGCAAGUGAAACAGCAGAUAAUCAUAAACCAGGAGCUUUUGGAGGGAAUCAAUGAGAGCAAACGUCUCAAGAAAAUAGAAUACGAUAGAUUAAACGCCGCUGCCCAAUCGCCGAUAGAUGACGCGGAGACGGAUAAGCACAAGAGACAUGAGGCCAAGAGGGACAAGAGUAUACUACUGGAAAAACUCGGGAGUAAAAAUAAAUGGAAGAUGUCUCAAAAUGAACAAGGGCCGACACAGGACGCCGUCUUAUCCACCGAGGCAACACACAGUACUCCGUCGAGACAGAAGCUUCCAGAUGGAUCUCCAAUAAUAGCUGUUUUGGUCGUCUCUUGUAAUCGUAUUACGGUAGAGCGGUGUCUAAACCAAUUAAUUAAAUUAAGACCUAGCAAAGAACAGUUCCCAAUAAUUGUGUCGCAAGACUGCGAUCAUCGACAGACUGCUGAUAUCGUAUCGAGAUAUGGGAAUCAGCUGUUGCACAUAAAGCAACCAGAUCAGUCUGAUAUUGAAAUACCACCUAAAGAAAAGAAAUUCAGAGGAUAUUUCAAGAUCGCGCGUCAUUAUAAGUGGGCGUUAAAUCAAGUAUUCCUAAAGCUUGGAUAUAGUACUGCAAUUAUAGUUGAAGAUGACUUGGACGUCGCUCCAGACUUUUACGAGUACUUCCUGGGGACUUAUCCCCUAUUAGUGAACGACAGUUCUCUAUGGUGCGUAUCAGCGUGGAAUGAUAACGGUAAAGCUGGCUUGGUGGACGAACACGCACCACAUUUACUUUAUAGGACAGAUUUCUUUCCUGGCUUAGGCUGGAUGCUCACGCGCGACUUAUGGUUGGAGCUCGCACCAAAGUGGCCCAAGUCAUACUGGGACGAUUGGAUAAGACAACCGGAACAACGCAAGAAUAGAGCUUGCAUCCGCCCGGAAAUCUCGCGAACCCGAACAUUCGGCAAACUCGGAGUCAGCAACGGCUUAUUCUUUGAAAAACACCUCAAGUACAUCAAGCUGAAUGAACAAUUUGUGCCUUUCACCAAGAUGAAUCUAUCCUAUUUACUAAAAGAUAAUUACGAUAUAGCCUUCGUCAACCAGGUGUAUCAGUCGACAGUGGUUAGCUAUUCAGAAUUGAAAAGCGGAAAUAUAGUCGCCCCUGGCCCAGUACGGAUACCAUACUACACUCGUCAAUCGUUUAAAAAUACCACCAAAUUGCUUGGUUUAAUGGACGAUUUCAGAAGCGGUGUGCCGAGAUCGGGAUACCGCGGUGUCGUGACGUUUUUCUACAACGGGAGACGCGUGCAUCUAGCACCAAGCGCAAACUGGAGCGGUUACGACAUAACGUGGAGCUAACACACGAUUGUGCUCUACAAAGACUUAUAGAUCGCGCGAUAUUGCGUGCAUCUCUCCUUCGGUAUUUGACAGACUGUGUGAAUACCGAGACGAUUGCCACGAGCUGACAGUGAAGUCCGUAUUUAUGUCUACAGUGUACGGCUAUGCUCCGUAGAGUUAAGUAGGAGCCGGUAUUACAUUCCUCGUGUAAUCGGUUUUCAACGUGAUCUUUUUCGCAAAGUGAUGUCAAAUAUAUUUCAGUAGGUUUACAUGUACGUGAUUUAUGUGUAGAUUAAUAUACAUACGUCACGUAUUGUACGUUUUAAAAAAAUGACAUUCGAUUUUGUUUAUAUACAUAUAAAUGGCUGCAGAAGUGGAUCGCGUAUCUCUUGUACAUAAAAUGCCGUAGUAAUGUCGACAAAGCAAUAUUAAUUGUCACGUAUCUUCCAAAAGACGAGAAUGUGUUGCUUUUAAAAGUCAAUUUUGUUAUUAAAUUAUGUGAUGUGUGACAAAUGAA